Sinocyclocheilus anshuiensis is the source of this 5359-nucleotide messenger RNA. Its product is annotated as zinc fingers and homeoboxes protein 2-like. The coding region runs from base 2033 to 4450 and encodes 805 amino acids. NCBI's taxonomy places the organism in Eukaryota, Metazoa, Chordata, Actinopteri, Cypriniformes, Cyprinidae. Gene Ontology annotation, molecular function: DNA-binding transcription factor activity, RNA polymerase II-specific; DNA binding. Gene Ontology annotation, cellular component: nucleus. The record is from RefSeq and is a predicted model, not a curated record. The transcript is spliced from 3 exons. Gene Ontology annotation, biological process: regulation of transcription by RNA polymerase II.
AGGGUGAGUAAUUGAUGACAAAAUUUUCAUUUUUGGGUGAACUAUCCCUUUAAUGGAACGUGCCAGGAAAUGAACAUGCACCCAGACAUUUGUUUCUGUGUUCUCAGUAUCAACAAGACGCACAUAUUAGCGUUUGUUUAAGUUUAGUUUUGCUUUCUUUGAAUAAGCAUAAUUAAUGCACCCACUCGUACUGAUUCACGAAACAUGCAUCAGCAUAUACUCAAGUAUACAAAUCUAGAAUUAAUAGGAUGAAUACAGAGAGUGUGGGUUUCACCCCGAAAGAACAGGCUCGGCCAAAAAUAGGAAUGCGGAAUGUUCCUGAUCUGGAUUUCUGUGGAGAAAAUCCCUCCCACCUGCGACUGGGCCGUUUCCAUGACAACGCAUGAGUCCAGCUUUUUCGAGGCUUGUCCCUUGGUACCCCAAAUCACUGAAAGCCUGGACACCUACUCAAAGGACUUUGCUCUGAGCUCUGUGCCAUUUUCCUACUGCAAAACUACUUUAUCCUCACAUAUACCCACAUUCAUCCUCAUUUAGACAAAUUAUUAUUUUCUCUCUUAAACAGUGUUUAGUUCUUGUUACUACAACCUUGAAAUGGAAUCUGUGGCGCUAAUGUUUAAUAAAGAAUGUUACUGAGCAUCAGGUAUCACUGCUGCUGUGGAUCCAGAGACCUUUGGCACCUCAUCCUAAUAUUCAAAAGGAGUCAGCAGUGCCCACAUUUUAAGUCUAAAAAUUGGUGAAGGGGGUGUGAUCUAUACCAAUUACACUCAACAUUUUUGUAAAAAAAUAGCACUCCGUGUACAUCUGUGCAGUGCUGCAGGCUUCUAGAGCCCCAUUUGAUGAGAUUUAAAUUAAUUCUGCCUCAAUCCCAAAUUCAGCCCCCCCCCCACUGUGCUCCACAGUAUUAACAGAGCUCAGUCUCCGCCCCUUCACAGCGGCUCCUCAGCAACAUCCUCUCCUGGAAACACGCAUGUUAAUGCAUGUGAACUCAUACAGGAGAACCAAUAUGUGUUUUUCUGUUUUGCAACAGGCCGUACUAUGUUACAGAAACUGCUUCAUGCUGAACACCCUCCAGCUUGUGUUAACAUUUAGUAGUCUAUUGCUCUAAUAUUGAUGUUACUUUAAGUAGUCAGUAGACAGUGUCAAAUCCUUUCAUUUAAAUUCUAAGAUUAUGAUUAUUUUUCUUUUUGAUUGCUUUUAGUUAUUUGCCUUUAACGGUCUUAAGUUCACAGCAUUCUGUUUUUUUCUUGUGUCAAUAACAGCUAUUGAGACUUGAGGCUAAGUAAUGUUUCUUUUUGAAUGGCUUUAGAUUGAAUGUGAUCAUAACUUAUGUAGUCUCAUGCUUUCUCAUUCUUUAUUGCCUGCAAGCCCUUGGCAAACAUUUAAAAUUCUGAGUUUGCAUGGUAAGUGUUUUCCCUUUCCUUUUCUUUGAUUUUCAUGAGGUAAUAAAUAUACUGGCUGAUUUAGGUGAAUCUCAGGCUCUCUCUUUCUCUCUCUCUACACACACACACACACACACACACACACACAUUAAAUGGUAAUAAAUGUCAAAAUGCUGAUUUUUUUUAAAUUUUCCUGUUAACUUUGUCCUUUUUGCCCUUAGCACAGUUUUCUCAAGGAAGAAGAAGAAAAAAAUAAUUUCUAAGGUUACAUUAUACUGGUGCUCUCACAGUGAGUUGAGGCUGUGAUAUGAGAUGCUCAGGGUCCCAUCCAUAUUUAAUCAGUCUCCAAUGUACUGAGAUCUGCUGAGGGCAACACAGGCCUGAGGAAGGCCUAUUAUUGGAUAGGACAAGUUCAGCCUAGCACAGGAUGUGUUUGCCCCUCCCAUCCGGAUUGACCACCAUAUUGCUGAUGCCUCUAAUUUAAUACACAGCACUGGGACUGUGUGAUCUGGGAUGAAGUCUCAUGAAGUCUUCCAUUGGAGCUGACAGUCACAGUCAGCGGAAUCAUCCUUUACUGAUCCUCCACCAGAAAAAGACCUGCCCAUUGCCCAUCAACAGAGUCCCCCUGCACUGUACCGUCUUACUCCCUGACCAUGGCUAGUCGAAGAAAGUCUACAACACCCUGCAUGAUCCGACUGGAUGACUUGGUAACUGCAGACGAUCCAGAAGAAAUAGAUUCCUGUGUGGACAGUCCAGAAGAGAAUGGAUGCUCACAUGUGUCUUCUAGUGAGGACUGGAUGGAUAGGAAGAGUUCUGUGAAAUCUGCGCAGGAAGCAACGGAGCUGGAAAAACCUGAAGUGAAAACACGACCACAGAGGAAACUCCAGGGAGGCUAUGAGUGCAAAUACUGUCCCUUUUCCACACAAAAUCUCAACGAGUUCAAAGAUCAUGUCGAUUCCAACCACCCCAAUGUUAUACUCAAUCCACUGUACUUGUGUGCGGUAUGCAACUUCACCACAAAAAAGUUUGAUUCUUUGACGGAACACAAUGAGAAAUGCCAUCCUGGUGAGAGCAACUUCAAGUUCAAGAGAAUCAAACUCAACAGCCAGACUAUUCUAGAACAGACAAUCGAAGGUUCGAACUGUGCCGUCAUCUAUGAUACCACCAGCCCUCAGUCAGGAGAUGACUUUACAGCUUUUCCUCUGAGCAAAUCCAGUACUGUUAAGGUGGGUAAGCCCAAAGCAGAUAGUUUACGGUUGCAGGACGAUAGUCCGCUGGACAAACUCGCUCAAGAUCUACCAAAAAAGCAAAUUACUGCGGUGAAUGUGAACGGGACUGUGAUAAUCCCAGAUGCAACUCUUAAGGAUGGCUUCUCUCAUAUAAUGCCAUCCUUGCAACGCCCGCCUAACUACAACUUGGUACCAAAAAUCGCCGUCCCCUUGAACACUUCAAAAUACAACCCCUCGCUAGAUGGCAACUUGACCCUCAUAACCUCCUUCAACAAGUUUCCGUACCCUACCCAAGCAGAGCUCUCUUGGCUCACUGCAGCCUCCAAACCCCCCGAAGAACAAAUCAAAGUGUGGUUCACUACCCAACGGCUAAAACAAGGUAUCAGCUGGUCUCCCGAGGAGGUUGAGGAAGCACGAAAGAAGAUGUUCAAUGGAACGAUUCAGCCUGUUCAACAGGCGUUCACUGUCUUACCUGCUCAGUUAACUCAGUCCACUAAAGCUUCACAGCCCCUUAUCCAGACCGUCCCUUGCCAUGUCCUUGGACAAUCUGGCCUGGUGUUAGCACCGGUUUCCAAUGGCUCAACUGCUACUGGUGCUGCUCUCGCACUAACAGUGACAAAUCAAAUAGCACACGGUGUCAAGAGGGCCCACAGAGCACCACUGGUUGCCCCAGAGAUAAAGAGGCCUUCAAUAAUUCAGUCCGUUCAGAGCACUCCCAAGUCUGUCUCUCCGACACCAAGCCUUUCUUCAGAUUGUGAGAAAACCCCUGAUCAGAUCAGAGAGCUGACCACCAGCUAUGCUCAGUGCCAGUUUCCUGAUGAUGAAGAAGUGUAUCGUCUCAUCGAGACGACUGGCCUCUCCUGGGGAGAGAUCAAAAAAUGGUUCAGCGAUCAGCGCCAUGGAAACCAUAAGGCAGUGCAACAGAUUAAAACCGACCUCUCUUCGAAGGACAGCCAACCGCAUAAGCCUGUCGCCACACAGUUUCCCCUACUAGAGAGAGUUAAAGGCAAAUCCUCUGAACAAAUGAAAAAGUUAGAGGAGAGUUUCCAAAGGACUAGCUUUCCAACCCAGGCUGAGAUAGAGCACCUUGUGGCGGACACCAUGCUCUCCAAAACAGAAAUUGAUUGCUGGUUUACGGAGCGCCGUGCAUUACGAGACAACCUGGAGCAAGCCUUGCUCAACUCGAUGGGCUCAAAAAGGCUGGAGCAUCACCUUCAAAGGGGGACACUGAAUGGAGUCCAUGAGCAGGACAGCAGAGUCAGGGACUCGCCUCUUCCCAUUCUCACGUCUUCAGUGUGUCCAGAGGCCAUUGAUGGCAAGUCUCUCUGCCUUCUUAAAGACAUGUUUGCACAAACCCAGUGGCCCUCACCAGAGGAGUACAACCAACUAGAAAUCCAAACAGGGUUAGCUCGUACAGAAAUUGUCCGGUGGUUUAAGGACAACAGAUCUGCUCUGAAAAAUGGGACGUUAGGUUGGAUGGAGCAAUUUCAAAGUCUUAGCAACAAGAGACCGAAUGGACAAAACAGCUCGUUGAUCUCAGAGCAGGCCCAGAGUGUCCUACAAAGGCACUUUCAAGAGACAAAGGUACAAAAAGGGGAGGGUUUUGAGAAGCUUGCAGAGCAGUCGAAACUAACCCACCAGGACAUAGUCGAAUGGUUCACCAGUAAGCUGGGCCACAACAUGCCUGAUAUCAGCAAGAGCAAGGACCAACAUGGACAGGCGAGUGUAGAUGGUAAGAGGUGGGUUUCCUUGGCAGCUGACAUCGAAGGCAAAGAUUAUGAUGCACAGAAAGUGGAACGAGACCUUGAAGUUCUGUCGGCAGAGCACAGAGUGACUGGAUGAAGUGAUAAAGAAGAAAACAGGCUGCUAUGACUGAACUAGAUGGGCCUGAUGAUUAAGGAAUGACCUCUGUUGUCGUGAAUGGAACCAAUGAUCUCAUAUCUGGACUCGGAGGUUAUCAGAGACGAGAUGGAUUUGGGAGCAUCUGUGAAACACUGUCUGGAGAGUGACCAUGGAGUGCCAAAGUUUGACUGCUAUGUUGUUAUUAUUGUUUGUUUUUUAAAAGGGCCCUUGUAAAUAUUUUUUCUGUACUUCAACAGAUUUGUAAAAUUUUUCAAAGAAGAGACUUUUGUUACGUUUAUAAUAGGAGUCCCAAGACAUUUCCCUUGACCCUUAUAAUGGAAUGUUCAAUCAUUUUUGUGAGUGGACACAAAACUAACCCACCUGCUGGUGAAGCUGGUUUAAAACACAAUGUGGUCCAUGAUGGCACUUAAUAUUUCAAGUGGACACAUACAAGCGGUGCUUCAAUAAAAAACAUCUCAUUCCAGAAAACGAGGUGAUAUUAUGGACUUUUCUUUGGACCAUAAACACAUUGCCUGCACUCUUAUACUGUACCUUAUUGCCAAGGGUACAGAGCCAAGCCACAUGAUGGACAUAAUCAAAACUGAAAUCAAUACAAUACAGAGAUGCGCAGCACAUGUUUAUUUGUAGUUAUAGGCUAAUUUCUGGCAAUAUUACAGUAACUGCAAAUUUAUCCGUAUCAUGUUGGCUUUUUCUGGUAUCCAACACGUAGAUCCAUUUUUUCACUACUCAGCUGUGAACUGCUUUCAGCUCGCUUAAGUGUAUUUCUUUUUCCUGCAGCUGCUUUAGUGUCAUGUUCAGACAUGUAUCAGGAAUACUGUACUGCUACCAAGAAUCCUGCUUGCUCUUUAUAAGAACCAGUCUGCUGUAAUUCAAUAAAACACAACUGAU